AUGGCACCAUUCCCAUCUCAACUUGUUAACACUGCUAAUAUCUCUUCAUACUUCAGCUCCUUCCCAGUGAGGAGCUGCGAGCUCGAUGCUCUACCUACUAUCCAGCAGGCCUUGAACGACACAAUCUACGGCUGUACGGCUCCAGGGUCGAAAGAACGGAAAAAGGCUGAGUACCGUCAUACAAACCCAGCAGGAAACCUAUUUGGCUUGUCCUUUGCGUUAUGCGAGGCAGAUCGUCUUGGUUAUGUUGGGAAGCUGAUUGAGUUUCUGUGUAUCGUCGAUGAUGUGAUGGAGGAUCUUCCCUUUGGAGAAGCAUGUAUAGAGCAUGCAAUUCUACGACAAGCCCUAUACGAAAGUUAUGACGACGACCAAUACGGCGGACGAGCUGUUGGGAAAAUGAAAAGCUAUUUGCGCGAGUUACGUAUGGAGCUCGCUAGCCUCAAUGAUCCAUGUACCCCUCUAUUACUAAAGACCUUGGACACCAGUCUUCGCGACAGAGACAGCGAUGACGCAGAGUUCCAAACUCUUGCAGAUUUUGUGUGCCAAUUAGUGCGGUGGGCCAUGAAUAUCUCACCCAAAGUCCAAGAAAAUCUCAUAGUCCGGAGUUACGAGCACACUGUUGGCGUCAUCGUUGGCCUAACGAAUGAUUAUUUUUCUUGGGAGAUGGAGCGCCAACAGCCUACAGACAGAAUACGGAAUGCAGUCCCAGUCUUGAUGAAGGAACAUUCUAUUUCCGAAGUACAAGCGAAGUCAAUGCUGAAGGAGAUCAUUAUCGGGGAGGAGAGUAAAGCAAGGGAACUGAAGAGCGAAGUUAUGAACCAAACAGAGGAAAGUGAGCAGAUGAAGCGAUAUGUAACUGAGAUGGAGCUUUUUGCAGCGGGAUACAGUUUUUGGUGUGCAACUUGUCCCAGAUACCACCGUUUGCAAGAGGAAUAUUUGAUCUAG
Lentinula edodes (shiitake mushroom) is the source of this 945-nucleotide messenger RNA. RefSeq names its product isoprenoid synthase domain-containing protein. The record is from RefSeq and is a predicted model, not a curated record. NCBI's taxonomy places the organism in Eukaryota, Fungi, Basidiomycota, Agaricomycetes, Agaricales, Omphalotaceae. The coding region runs from base 1 to 945 and encodes 314 amino acids. The transcript has 3 exons.